Ceutorhynchus assimilis (cabbage seed weevil) is the source of this 1619-nucleotide messenger RNA. NCBI's taxonomy places the organism in Eukaryota, Metazoa, Arthropoda, Insecta, Coleoptera, Curculionidae. The record is from the annotation of a GenBank genome assembly.
UUCACGGUCAGGGUGAACGUUUUAUUGUUUUAAUCGGUCCAGUUUGUGAAUGAAAGCGUUGCCCAAUGUCAAAACACGAAAUAAAAACAAUGUACGUUUUCAAUGAACAGAUUUAUGAAUGGAAACCAGUAAAUUCUGAUAAAAAUCAUCUAUAUAUGUUCCCACCAGAAUCUCCGUUAGACAAAUUAAUAUCUAAAACUAACGGCAAGCGAAGAAGACAAUCAAACAUGAAGACAGGUGUAGCGUUUAUUGGUACCAUCCUGUUAUGGGUUUCUCUAGUUAGUGCUUUCGGUGGCAGCGAGGACAGAUUUAUCAAAAAAUAUGCCAUGAUGAAGAUCUAUGAAAGUUGUUUCGGAAGCGAAGUAGUGAGGCAAAUUCGGAAAGAAAUGAAGGCUGCUUGUACUAAAUGUGCGUCUUAUGAAGAGCCACCUUCAACACCAGCACCUGCAAGCUCCUCAGAAGAACCACAAGCAGAUGCUCAAGCGCCUAGUGCCAACUCAGUGUAUGCUGCUGCUGGAACUGCUCCUAAUUUUGAUGCUGACAAACUUCAUCAAGCUAUAAUGGCUUAUAGACCAAAUAUGGCUCAGUCAGCGUUUAGACCUCAAUCACUUUAUCCUUCACAAGCUGCACCUGUGCCCAACAACUUUUACAGUCCAAUGGCUUUUAGUAAUCCAAAUAUGCAAGGAAUUCAAGGGAUGCAAGGAGGAAUGCCUUUCUUCUAUCCCGGUUACCAGCAAAUUUCGUUUUCACCUUACGGAGGUUUUCCUAUUGUUGGUCAACAAUAUUAUGGAGGCAGCAAUAGGAUGUCGAGAGAUAUGGAUAUAAGAGGACAAAUUGAAGCAAUAACAUCAAAAAUGAGUGGCAAAGUAAGAAAUGUAACCUGCGUAAUGCAAGAGCUUGGCUACUUGGAUGAAAAUCUCGAACCAAACUAUGCUAAGAUUAAUGAAAGAAUUGGAAAUUUGCCUGUCAACGAUGAACUUAGACGAGACAUGCAAGACGGUGUAACGUUCUGCCAACAAUUUUCGCAAUGUGUUCCAGAAGUGAAAAAAGACAAAUCGCCAUUGUCUCGCGAACUAAUCCGUCCGAUGUUCUUUUUCAAAUGCUACAAACACAAAAAAUUGGAGGCUUGUAUAAUGAAAGACGUAAGAGAAAAAUAUGCUGGAGUGGCUGAUGAUGAUUUCGAAAGUGGAGAUGUCGAGUUGAGGAGGACUGGAAGGGAAGGAAAACUUAUGAACAGUGACAAAGAAAAGGAAGUUGAUGAUUUGGCUGCUUCUAUGUACGAAUUUUUGUAUGCCAGCGACAGUGGAUUUGAUAUUGAUGGUAUUUUAUAAAACUAGGCUUUUUUCAAGAUCUUUAUUACCUCAGGCUUUGCCAUAAACUAGACUUUUGUGUAAUGGUUGCUCAAUACUUUAUUCAAGGCACAUUUUAAAAAUGUAUUCUCCUUCAUCACACUUCGCACCUAUUUAUUUCAUUUUGGUUUUAGAAUAGUUUAAGGUAUUGACUUUUGGAUUUUUGCAAUGGAAUAGUCCAGAUUUUAUUAUAUAAAAACUAAUAUAGGGCGUGAUUGUAUUGCGAAAAUUCGACCCAAUGAUGAAGAAAUAAAUAUUAUUUUUUAUUGA